Molecule: messenger RNA, 1085 nt
Organism: Periconia digitata
Lineage: Eukaryota; Fungi; Ascomycota; Dothideomycetes; Pleosporales; Periconiaceae
Source: the annotation of a GenBank genome assembly
ACCAGUUCGAUGAAGCAUCACCUGUGCCUACUUGUUUCUCCUCAUAUAAACUCAGUCUCUCACUGCACCAAUCUUCAGCCACGUAAACCCCUCGACCAAACUACUUCCUCAACCACAAAUCUUCAACUCAGUCAGCGACCGCCAACCAACUUAAUAUGUCAACCCGUCAACCAAACACCGUAGUAUGGUGGUAUCCCCAAGAUUGGGAGCUCAAACUAAAAUGCAAUCCAAAUGUGGAGAUAUUGGCUCGGAAGACUAAUCCCAAUGAACUCGUUGUCAAAAAGAUAAUGCGGAACGACAUUGGCGAAAACACACGACCAAAGGAAAUCCAACUGCUGGACAUACUCCCAGACACAAACCGAAUCCUCAAGCCGUUCAUUUUCCUGCCAUCGUACCCUCCCAACACGGGCAAGAGUACAGCAAUCUUUCAAUACUACCCAUUGGGCGACCUCUAUUCCUGGCAAAAUGAUUUCUUCGCCAACGAUAGCAACAAGCCAGUCCCAGAACCACAUAUCCUGCGCAUGUUCGUGCAGAUGUCCGAGGCUCUUGCCUUUGUCCAUGGAGAAAUUUGGCAGGGUCGUGAUCAGAGGUCUCCGAUUGUUCAUAGGGAUGUCAAGCCUCAUAACAUCUUGGUUGUCAACAAUGGAUCCGCAUUUCCGUCGUUUCGCUUGAUUGAUUUCGGGCUUUCGCACAUAUGGACAGACGAGAAAUCUCAGGAGUCGAGCUUGAGUGGGACCCACGCGUGGCAGCCACCAGAGAACCCGUACAUCAAUACCUUCGCUUCUGAUAUCUGGGCUUUGGGCGCUGUAGUUCAAUACAUGGCCACCAGGAAGUCGCCGGCCUGGGACUUUCUAAAAUUCCGGGCCGCACACAUUACUGAGCAUGGUGGAAUUAUCCCAGAGGCGCGGCAUUACCGCGACCUAUAUACAUGUAAGUCUCUAUCAAGUGUGAUUGUAUUGUUGUGUUUCAAGGCCCCGACAUGGGGUCCUUUUGAAACUGCUGUGGUUCAUUAUAAUAUUCGAGGAUAUGUUAUAAUAAUUUUGCAAUCUUGCGAUUUCAGACUAUGCCGCAAAAGUUCCACGUAA